This is a messenger RNA of Cylas formicarius (sweet potato weevil), 2305 nucleotides long. RefSeq names its product G patch domain-containing protein 4. Gene Ontology annotation, cellular component: nucleolus. Gene Ontology annotation, biological process: regulation of ribosome biogenesis. Gene Ontology annotation, molecular function: nucleic acid binding; telomerase inhibitor activity. Bases 102 to 2192 code for a protein of 696 amino acids. Lineage: Eukaryota; Metazoa; Arthropoda; Insecta; Coleoptera; Brentidae. The record is from RefSeq and is a predicted model, not a curated record. The transcript has 2 exons.
AGAAGAAUUCCUUUUACGCGACAGCUGCACAUGUUUCUAGGUUAAGUUACAUUUUUGGGCAUAAUUUCAGCCCCCAAACCGUUAAGUUUGACGUUCUCGAAAUGUCAAUGUUAGCAGAAAGGAGACGAAAGCAAAAAUGGUCCUUAAAUCCACGCGGAAAAGACUGGGCGCAAGAUACCAACAAAUUUGGCCAAAAAAUGUUGGAAAAAAUGGGUUGGACUUCAGGUAAAGGUUUGGGGGCGAAGGAGAACGGCAUAACCGAACAUGUAAAAGUAGCUUACAAAAAUGACAGUCAAGGAAUGGGUUAUAAGGAGACAAAUGACCAGUGGACUGCCCACGAGGCGAAUUUCAGUGCUCUUUUGGAAAGUUUAUGCGGUAAGAGAGUGGAAGAGGUUCAGCUAUCAUCGUUGGAAGAGAAAUCGCAAAAAUCCAGAGCGAGGGUUCAUUACAAAAAGUUCACUAGGGGUAAAGAUUUGAGCAGAUAUUCCGAAAAGGAUUUAGCCAAUAUAUUCGGCAAAAAGAGCUUGAAGGAGCUUAGAAAACCAUCUAAAGAAGUUGAGGAGGUGACAGAUAACAAGCAAGUUGAGGAAAAGAGUAGUUUUUUGCUUAACAGUGGUUUAAUGUCUGAUUAUUUUAAAAAGAAACUACCAAACUUUGGCUCAUUUAAUGGUAAUAUUGUUGGCAACAAUGGAGUCUUGCAGAAACAGCAAUCAGAGUCUGAGAGCGAGGUUAGGCCCAACGGUGAACUGGAUCUUAAUGACAAGCAACAAAAAUUUAUCUCCUAUAUUGAUGAAAGUAAAGUAAGUAAAGCCAGGAAACAUAAGAAGAGAAAGCUAAAUAGUGACACUAAUGACAUGGCAGAUAAAGAAUUGAAAGAAACUCAUGGAAAAAAAAAGAAAAAGAGUAAGUCAAAUAUUCCUGAGGGAGUGAACAACCCAGCAUUUGAUCCCAUGUACAAUAUGCCUAUAAAGUUGGAAAAACACUCAUUGGACCCUAUUGAGGAAAUAUUGGAUGAUACCCUACCAUUGGAACCAGAACAUCUUGAAGUAAAUGUACAAAUACAUGAUGAGGAAGGUAGGGUUACAAGGAAACAAGCUGCUAGUUUGCAAGGGAAGGAGAAAGAGAAGAUUGAAGAAAGCACACUGAGAGCAGAUAGUGGUAUACAAAAUUUAGAUCUUUUAGACUCAAAAGGUGAAUGUGAGGUAGUAGGCAAAAAAAAGAAGAAGAAGCAUAAAGAUAAGGGAGUUGAAAAUCCCGUGUUUCAAAUUGUUAGUGGAGAAGAGGAUGAGUUAAUGCAAUUGGAUAACCCUUUUGAGGUUAAGAGUGAAGGGAAAAAUAAAAAGAAGCGAAAACGGACAACUGAAAUAAAAAGCGAAUAUGGUUUGGAUAACCCGGUAUUCAGUGAAGACCCUAAUUUAAAUAACGACCUUAUGAACCAACAAUAUGAAGUUAAAAGAAAAAAAUCAAAAAAAGAAAAGGGAUUGGAUAACCCCGCUUUAAAUUUAUCCGACAGUAUUGAUGACUCUUGCGAUUUGGUGUUAAACAUUGUUUCGACGCCAGUAACAGUGAAACAAACAGAAUUGAGUUUUGCUGAAAGUUUAAAUACACAGAAAACCACCCAAGUGACGAGGAGAAAAAGUGUCAGGUUUAGCGACGUUACCCGUGAAAGAAUUAUUCCCACCAAAGAGCAACUAAAACUUAUGGAAGAUGACAGUGUUGAAAUGGAAGACAACGAAAGCUUCGAUAUUGAAGGCAGGCUUAAUGAUAGCACAGACAAUUCUCGCGUCUUCCACGUAAAAAAAAAGAAAAAGACUGCACAUGGGCUGGACAACGAAGCUUUUGAUCAAGAAGCGAAUAAUCUAGAAGAGAAUAUAAAUUCUAUUGCCGAUACCUUGGAUCAGUACCAAGCAGAGAUUGAAAAUGAUAUGAACGAGGAAAAAACUAAAAGUUUAGAAGUUUCUGAUAUAAUGAUUGGGGAGGUGGGUAAUCCCCAUGGCCAGAAUGAAAAGUUGCCCGACGGAACUGUAAAGCUCAAGUUCAAAAACGUCAAAUUUGGCAAAAAUGCCAAAUAUGUGGACUGCAUGCUGGGGCCUAAGAAACCUUAUAAACACCUUAUCAAAGGUGACAUCAUUUUGAAUUUCAUGGAGACCAAUUUGCACGAGAUUGAAGGUUACGCCGCCAAGGAACCUUGAUUUUUGUCAGUACUUUUUUUCACCUAUUGUUUGUUUUAAAAUAUAUUACUUUAAAGUGAAAGGAUAUAGAAACAUUUUUGUGACAUCCUAGAGUUUCCCUCCGCCUAUGCAUU